Lolium rigidum is the source of this 1994-nucleotide messenger RNA. RefSeq names its product GPI transamidase component PIG-T. The annotation marks the transcript as partial. Gene Ontology annotation, biological process: attachment of GPI anchor to protein. The record is from RefSeq and is a predicted model, not a curated record. The transcript is spliced from 5 exons. NCBI's taxonomy places the organism in Eukaryota, Viridiplantae, Streptophyta, Magnoliopsida, Poales, Poaceae. Gene Ontology annotation, cellular component: GPI-anchor transamidase complex.
UCUGCGGCGGCGGAGGAGGAGUUCACGGAGGAGCUGCUCCUGCGGCCGCUGCCCGACCGCAAGGCGCUGGCCCACUUCCACUUCCGCUCCUCCACGCCCGCGCCCGGCCGCCACCACCACCUCUUCCCCAAGGCCAUCUCCCACCUGGUCCAGAAGUUCCAUAUCAGCGAACUGGAGCUAUCGUUCACGCAGGGGAGGUGGAACUACGAGACGUGGGGCGGACAUGAUCCGCUGUCAACAAACACAAAGCCCCCCGGUGUGGAGCUAUGGGCGGUCUUCGACCUUCCUCUCUCCGAGAUUGAUGGCACAUGGAAGAACCUCACGCACGCGCUGUCAGGCCUGUUCUGCGCGUCCAUCAACUUCCUAGAGUCUUCCACCGCCUUCUCGGCUCCUCGCUGGGGAUUCAAAUCGAAUGAAGGCAACCUCCGAUACGGUGCCUUGCCUCGUGAAGCUGUCUGCACCGAGAACCUCACACCUUGGCUGAAGCUUCUUCCGUGCCGUGACAAGGCUGGCAUUGCCUCUUUGCUGUACAGGCCUUCGAUUUAUAAAGGGUACUACCAUUCACAGAAGCUCAAGCUAACAACGUCCAAGACAGGAGGCAUUGUUCUUGAUCAGUCACUGACGGUUGUGCUGCAACCAAAUACGGCUAGGGGUAAGCAGCUACAUUCUGCUGAUGGAAAACCUCAGCCUAGCUGGUCCUUGGAGCAUCUGUUCAACAGGAAAUUGUCCGGGAAAUGUCUCGUUUCUAAAUCCAGCAGGAUAUUUGUAGAGAUUGAGAAAGGCAUACUUGCCGAAUCGGGGCCAGAAGUUUCUUGGAGCAAUGAAUUCUUUGAACUUUCCACCGCCCCUGACAGGGUGCUCAAAGAAUUGGAUCACUUGGACGUCCAAUCAUCGUCAUUAUAUGAAUAUGAUCUUGGUAACUACAAUGAUGAUAAGCCUUUGGAUGUGGGCAUAACUUGGAAGCUUCCCCUCAUAUGGUCUUGCUCCCCCGCACCAUAUUAUGCAAGAAGAUUUCUUAUGGGCAGUGGAAACGAAAGAGGGUCUAUUGCUCUGUCAUUUCUAUCCACUGAUUUACACAAGCAGUUGGGUGGCAGCUCAAAUGAUUGUUCAUUAAAGGCUGUAGUUCUCCAGGUUUUUCCAUGGUAUGUUAAGGUCUUUUAUCAUAGCCUACAAAUUUUCAUUGACGGGAGCAGCAAGGCUAUACCAGAAGUACUUGAAAUGAUCCAUGUCACUCCUUCAGAAGACAAACUUUCGCCUGGAACGCUGGAGAUGCUGCUAAGAUUUCCUUGCGGCAUGCAAUCAGCUACCUUGAUAUUGGACUUUGACAAGGGAUUCCUACACAUAGAUGAAUACCCUCCUGAUGCUAAUCAAGGAUUUGAUAUUCCAUCAGCGUUGGUUAGCUUUCCUGAGUUUAAUUCUAGCAGAAGAUAUCCCGAAACAGAUCCAAUGUUUGUAUCACCUUUGCUAGAAAAUUUUAAGGAAGAAAAUGUUGUGAAAUCAUACACAGAAGUGCUGCUUGUUCCCUUGACAACUCCUGAUUUCAGCAUGCCGUAUAAUGUUAUCACCUUCACUUGCACUGUCCUGGCUCUGUACUUCGGGUCACUACUUAAUGCUUUGAGACGAAGAAUUGGUGAGGAAGAGAGCAAGUUGAAAAAAGCAGCUUCAAGGCCUGCACUCAUUCCUAUGUUGAUAGCUAGGCUAAGGGGUCAGAAGGCCGAUCCAUCAAACUCAGAAUCCUCGCCUGUAUCUCCAGCAGGGCUAAAACUACUACUAAAGGUUGCGUUCGUCGCGGUAGUAGCUGUUGCAUUUCACUAUCUGUCAAACAGUUGAGAACAUUUUUGAGCUAGUUAUAGACCACGGUGAUAUAUUUUGUGUGAUCUUUUGUAGCCUAUGGUAUACCUGUAGAGGUGCUUGCAUACCGAUCAUCUUUUUUGUUUCACUCUGGAUUCUUAACUUUCCUCCCAAUGCAGCUUGUACAUCUUCUCUUUUUACAA